This is a messenger RNA of Cantharellus anzutake, 1075 nucleotides long. Its product is annotated as Orotidine 5'-phosphate decarboxylase. Gene Ontology annotation, cellular component: cytosol. Bases 1 to 732 code for a protein of 243 amino acids. Gene Ontology annotation, biological process: 'de novo' UMP biosynthetic process; 'de novo' pyrimidine nucleobase biosynthetic process. The transcript has 5 exons. Gene Ontology annotation, molecular function: orotidine-5'-phosphate decarboxylase activity. NCBI's taxonomy places the organism in Eukaryota, Fungi, Basidiomycota, Agaricomycetes, Cantharellales, Hydnaceae. The record is from RefSeq and is a predicted model, not a curated record.
AUGGCUAAACCCUAUGCUGAACGCGCAAAAAACUUUUCCAACGUCGCAGCGAAGUCGCUGCUCGAGGUGAUGGAAAGAAAGCAGACGAACCUCUGUGUCAGUGUAGAUGUAACAAAGACCGCCAAUCUGCUCCGAAUAGUUGCCGCCGUCGCCCCCUUCGUCUGCCUUAUAAAGACCCACGUCGAUGUGAUAGAGGACUUUGAUCCUGAAUUUAUCGACCAGCUUAAGUCUCUGAGCACGGAGCACGACUUCCUCAUUUUUGAAGAUCGUAAAUUUGCUGACAUUGGAAAUACGGUCUCACUCCAAUAUUCAAGCGGGAUACACAAGAUUGCGUCUUGGGCCCACAUAACCAACGCACAUCCCAUCCCGGGCCCGGGGAUCAUCGAAGGUCUGGCCUCUGUCGGACUCCCACUCGAUAGGGGUCUUUUGCUGCUAUCUGAGAUGAGCUCAACGGGGACACUCGCCACGGGCUUUAUCGCCAUGAAGGGCAUUUCAAAGGAUGCAGACACUCCUCCUGACGAGGAUUUCUUAAUUCUGACCCCCGGAGUAGGGCUUGAUGUGAAAGGAGAUGCUCUUGGUCAGCAAUACAGGACGCCACAAGAAGUCAUCGCUGCAGGUGCUGACGUGAUUAUUGUCGGGAGAGGCAUUUAUGGGAAAGGAGAAGGCUACCCUACUAAGGAGAUUGUCCAACAGGCAGAAGCUUAUCAACAGCGGUUGAAACAAGAUGCUUAAGUACGUCAGAACGGUCUGUUUACGAUGAUUACAUGGUCAUGCUAAAAGUGCGGCAAUAAACUCCCCGUCAUUUCUGGCCAGGAUUGGCAUAGCGCUGUACAGCCCGUUUCCGCGCUUCAGCAUGCUCCACCAAGGGCGCGGGGUACCCCAGCUUCUUGAAGGUGUUCUUAUCCAAAUUCUGGUAUGGGUUAUAAAGUGCUAGAAUCUUUUGGUACCAUGGUUGAGACCCUCCUGAAGUACUGCGCUCACCUUUUCCUUUGAGAUGUUUUAAUUCUGGAACGAAAUGUCGAAUAUAAUUGCCUGGAUGGGGUAUCUAAACUUUCCUGUUAAUGAAUCUAGAGGG